This is a messenger RNA of Aureobasidium melanogenum CBS 110374, 942 nucleotides long. RefSeq lists its product as uncharacterized. Gene Ontology annotation, biological process: lipid metabolic process. The record is from RefSeq and is a predicted model, not a curated record. The transcript is spliced from 2 exons. Lineage: Eukaryota; Fungi; Ascomycota; Dothideomycetes; Dothideales; Saccotheciaceae. Bases 1 to 942 code for a protein of 313 amino acids. Gene Ontology annotation, molecular function: phosphoric diester hydrolase activity.
AUGGUCCUGACAGAGCAGACUAUGCUCGUGUAUCUGCUUUCUGGCCUUUAUCGCAUUGCUGGUGAUCAAUUCGACAAUCUCUUUGGGCUUCAUGUCUUAGCAGAUAGCCCGUCCAUAUGGGACGAUUGUUACCAAUCCUUCAUACGCGAGGUCCAUCCUAUUUCUAUGCACUCGCACAACGACUAUUCGCAACGUAUACCCCUUUUCGCGGCCUUGGGCUCGCGAUGCAUCAGCGUCGAAGCCGAUGUACACCUUCGCAAUUCUGACCUUCUCGUUGGUCAUAGGUCUUUACAUCUCCACCCUAGCCGAAACUUGAGGACGAUGUACCUGGACCCCUUGGAACGCAUGCUAAGAGCUCGGAACACCAACACAACCAUCGACAACUGGCAAGGAACCUACCGUCAUGCUAGCAACCAAACUGUUGUGCUUCUUAUUGACCACAAAACCAAGGGAGAAGAUACAUAUGCUAUGUUAUCUACACAAUUGCAGCCUUUGCGUGAUCUUGGCUAUCUUACACAUCGGAAUGGCUCCGCGAGAAUUUCGCGGCCCUUGACGAUUGUCGCAACUGGCAACGCCCCUUUCUACAAUGAUGACAACUAUCGAGAUAUAUUCUUCGAUGCUGAUCUUAGUCGACUGGAUUUGGUACACGACGCAGCGGAUCACUAUCUUUACAACAUCUCAAACUCAUACUAUGCAUCUACAAGAUGGAGCAAAGCGUUGUCGCGAGACGCAAGAAUCUCGCAGAGUGAGAUCGCAUCUCAGAUCGAGUCGGCGAAAGCCAGGGGUCUGCUAGCACGGUAUUGGGAUGCACCAGCACGACCGCCUAACAUGAGAUAUUUUAUUUGGAGAACAUUGAUCGAGAAGAACGUCGGUGUUCUGAACAUGGAUGAUAUGGGAACUGUGAGAGACAGGGCAAUUGGUUGGGGCAGUCUCCGUACCUGA